AUGAUUGCAGCUCUUAAUAUGGAUACAGAAGAAGAUAAUAUAAACCGAUAUUUUUUGAACCCAAAAGAGUCUGUUGGUAUAUUAAAUAAAGGCCUUAUAGAGGAAUACAAUACAACAAUUACCAAUGAUGAAAUUCAAAAACAAUAUUUGCUCCAAGUUGUGUGGGACUACCGCAAUAAAUACCCAGACUCCAAGAAGAGUACUAUUUUACAUAAAAAGUUUUAA
Macrosiphum euphorbiae (potato aphid) is the source of this 225-nucleotide messenger RNA. Lineage: Eukaryota; Metazoa; Arthropoda; Insecta; Hemiptera; Aphididae. The record is from the annotation of a GenBank genome assembly.